Molecule: messenger RNA, 1342 nt
Organism: Pseudovirgaria hyperparasitica
Lineage: Eukaryota; Fungi; Ascomycota; Dothideomycetes; Acrospermales; Acrospermaceae
Product: nagb/rpia/CoA transferase-like protein
Exons: 1
Coding region: 195-989 (264 amino acids)
Biological process (GO): pentose-phosphate shunt; carbohydrate metabolic process
Molecular function (GO): 6-phosphogluconolactonase activity
Source: RefSeq, a predicted model, not a curated record
UAUCGUCAUAAUCUCCUUCAUCAUCCUGCCGCUUAUUAAAUUUCCCGGUCUGCCACACCUGUCCCCGCGCCCGCAUCGUUGACACUCUGCCUUCUCUGCCAUAAUAUUAGCUUUUUUAUUCCAUCAACAGUAUUAGCUGUAAUUACUCCGACCCCACUGUCCUCCAUUCCGUCACACUCCGCUACUCCGUCGCAAUGGUUAAGCCCCCAAACCUAUACGCUUUCGCCGACCCGGAAGACCUCGCCAGAAAUCUCCGGUCGUUCGUAUUGGACGCUCAAAACGUUGCCAUAGAGAGACACGAGGUUUUUCGCGUUGGUGUAUCUGGUGGCUCACUGCCCAAAGUCCUCGCCAAAGCCCUUUUGCAAAGUAAGAGCAGCAGUCCGACCGAUCAGGUCCAAUUUGCGAAAUGGCGCAUCUUCUUCGCAGAUGAGCGUGCUGUUCCACUCGACCACGAGGACAGCAACUAUAAACUCCUAAAGGACGAGUUGUUGGAUAAGAUUCCAGAAGAGAUGGGAAAGCCGACUGUUUUCCCGAUUGACGUGGAAUACCUGGACGACACUCAAGAAAUGGCGGAUCAAUACGAAAAGACUCUGGUCAAGGAAUUCGCGUCGCGUGACAGUGUCAAGCUACCCAUGUUUGACCUCCUCCUGCUUGGAUGCGGUCCUGAUGGCCACACCUGCAGCUUGUUCCCAGGCUCGCCACUGCUCCGCGAGACUGAUGCUUGGGUUCUGCCUAUCGAUAAUUCUCCCAAACCCCCACCGAAGCGCAUCACAAUCUCCCUUCCCGUGGCAACUCACGGAAUCAAGAUUGCCUUUGUGGCCACUGGUGGCGGCAAGAAGGAGAUCAUGAGGCAGAUUUUCGAUACGGAGGAGGGCCACUCGUUACCGUCUGGUCUCGUCAACUCCUUUGGUCAAGACCGGGUCUCCUGGUUCACAGACUCGCCAGCCGUGGAUGGUGUCCAGUUUCCAAGCAGGAGAGGAAGCCUAUGAGCUCAGAAUUGCACAAUAAGUACCCAUUCAAGCAAUGUGGCGCUCGAUUGGCAGAGUCGGGCAUCACAACGGGAUUUAUCUGUCUUAUUUUGCCAACUCGAUACCCAUCGUUUGAGCCUGCCAGCACGUAGGCUUUUCUACGGCACCUGGUGUGGCUGCUUGGUUCAUCCCGUCUCAUUUAGAUAACGCCCCUUGCAUAUCAAUGAUAAACGGUCCAAUUAAUGAUGAAAACGAGUUUACGUAUUUGCUGCACGACCUGCCGUGGAUCUUCGUUUAGCUUGUAUCAAGACGACAUCGUACGAUCUCACUGACUCGUGUUUUGUCUCAUCUUAAAGUCUCUUAUUCACGCGUGG